Molecule: messenger RNA, 1241 nt
Organism: Urocitellus parryii (Arctic ground squirrel)
Lineage: Eukaryota; Metazoa; Chordata; Mammalia; Rodentia; Sciuridae
Gene: Nt5c3b
Product: 5'-nucleotidase, cytosolic IIIB
Cellular component (GO): cytoplasm
Molecular function (GO): 5'-nucleotidase activity; magnesium ion binding
Source: RefSeq, a predicted model, not a curated record
AUGGCGGAAGAGGUGAGCACCCUGAAGAAGGCCACGGUCCGGAUGCGGCAGCCCGGGCGGGUGCUGGAGAUCGUGGGCGCGCUCCGCAGGGGCGGGGGCGAGCGGCUGCAGGUGAUUUCUGAUUUUGACAUGACCUUGAGCAGGUUUUCAUAUAAUGGAAAGCGAUGCCCUUCUUCUCACAAUAUUCUGGAUAACAGCAAGAUCAUCAGUGAGGAGUGUCAGAAAGAGCUCACGGCGCUGUAUCACCACUACUACCCAAUUGAGAUUGACCCACACCGAUCCAUCAAAGAGAAGUUGCCUCAUAUGGUAGAAUGGUGGACCAAAGCGCACAACCUCCUGUGUCAGCAGAGGAUUCAGAAGCGUCAGAUAGCACAGGUGGUCAGGGAGUCCACCGCGAUGCUCAGGGAGGGGUAUAAGACAUUCUUCAACACACUCUAUCRUAACAACAUUCCGCUGUUCAUCUUUUCCGCGGGCAUUGGUGAUAUCCUGGAAGAAAUUAUCCGACAGAUGGAAGUGUUCCACCCCAACAUCCACAUUGUGUCUAACUACAUGGAUUUUAAUGAAGAUGGUUUUCUACAGGGAUUCAAGGGCCAGCUCAUACACACCUACAAUAAGAACAGUUCCGCGUGUCAGAACUCCAGUUACUUCCAGCAGCUUCAGGGCAAAACCAACAUCCUCCUGCUUGGAGAUUCCAUGGGGGACCUCACUAUGGCCGAUGGGGUUCCUGGAGUGGAGAACAUUCUCAAGAUUGGCUUCCUAAACGAUAAGGUGGAGGAGCAGCGGCAGCRCUACCUGGAGUCCUAUGACAUCGUGCUGGAGAAGGACGAGACCCUGGAUGUGGUAAACGGGCUGCUGCAGCACAUCCUGUUCCAGGGGGACCUCAUGGAGAUGCAAGACUCCUGAGGGCGCAGUGUCRGUCCAGGCCUUGUCGAUCACAAUGAGGAGGGGACCUCUCCUCAGGAGGCCUCUCUGCUGUGAGCACAGAGAAAAGUCCUGGGCAGCCAAGAGCCACUGGACACAUCCUUGCCCACCUCCUCUUUCCCCCAAUGCCUUCACUUGCCUCUUCAACAGAGGCUUGCAGGAGGCCCUGUUGGGUAGGAGGGCAGCAAUCAGGGUUCCAAAUGAACCAUGGGCCACAGCAUGUUAACAUUCUAUGGAUCAUCUAGUCCAAGGAUUUUUUUAAAAACUUGUUUUUAUCAAGGUGGUAUAUACCUGCAAUCCCAGAGGCUCAGGGAGGCUGA